UCGUUCCAGCUUGCGCGGCAGCCUGUCGUUGUCGUUGCCCAGCAAGCGGAAGCAAUAUCUGGUGAAAUACAAACGCAAAGAGGAGAAGGAUAAAUCGAAGGAGGUUCGCUGCGAGAGGAAGGACGAGCGAGGCUCCUCGUGGGCCGGACUCUUGGAAAAUAGUCGCAAGAAGGGUGCAACGGUGAAGGGUAACGGUGGAUUCGGCGAUUAUUCGGCGGCGGGAGAGUUUGAAGUGUGGGGCGACGAGCAACACGCGUCGGAUGGUGUAGAACGACAGGUGGCGAGACCGCCUUCGCGGCAGCAGCGAUGCGAAGGCGGUUCGUCCCUGAGGCCGUUGCUUCACGUCGCUCAUUGUGAACUACACUCGCCUCGCGAGCCCGAAUUGCUCCGGCUCGAUCAUCUCGAGGCGCUCGACCACAAGUCGCUCGAUCACGAUUCGUAUUCGAUGAUGGAAAAUUUUCACAGCCCCGUGCCACCGCCGCUGCCGCGUCGUCAUGUCCGGCUUCCGCCACCCCAACAGCAGGUGACAGUCGGUUCCGUGGGUGGUGGCCUGGGUGCGGGUGCUGGAAAUGGUGGUACAGGCACGGUGGGCGCCCAAGGUCAAGCCAUGGUAAUGCCAGGAUUUCCACUUCGUGCCGCAGCGGUGCCCCAUUAUUCACCUUAUUCGCCGUCACGUUUUCACAUCGACAAACGUUGCCAGCAUAGAUGCUCCUGGAAAUGUUUCUCGAUCGCCUUGAUCCUUUUGGCUGUUGCGCUGACAGCGAUGUUGGCUUACUUCGCCACAGUGAGUUCGAUGCGACCGAUAGACAGUACAAAGUGUGUGGUGGUCCAAGACGUGAAAGCUGUCACUCACGAGAACGCGCAUAUUCACGACCCGAUAUCAACGCAAAUACCCACGGAAGAAUCACUGCCAACGAGCACAGCCGAACACUCGAGCGCAUCGGACAGCGCCGGGGACCAACAGAGCGAUCCUCAGAUCCAGCAGUCUGCACAACAAUGGCCGGCCGUGCUCGAGCUUCAAGCGUACAACGUUGCCCACUCGGCCGUCAUAUCGCCUUACCACUUCUGGAACACGGAGUUCCGGAACAAGCAGCCUGCUUUCAUCAGGUUGAACCUGACAUUGCCAUGGGGUGCGAACUUCGCCGUGUACGGCAGGCGGAACGUGGCUCCGAGCGUCACGCAGUACGAUUUCGUGGAGUUCGUGAAGGGUGGCAGGGUUGAUCAUCGAUUGAAGAGGGACACCACCUCGGAAGCGGUCAGUUUCAUGAAAACGUCGGCUCAGGAGACUCGCUCGAACAUGGACAAUCAGUCGUAUCAACAUGUGCUGAUCAAGAGGACCAUCGUCGAACCGAUGAUGGUCAACGUCAGCUUGCUUCAGUAUUUAGACACGGGUCGUUGGUUCCUUUCGGUGUACAAUGAUGAACUGCAGCCAUACAAGGUUACCCUGGUCGUCACAGAAGCCGAAGGAGUCUCGACUACUUGCCCCAACGACUGCUCGGGACGAGGAUCGUGUUAUCUUGGGAAGUGCGACUGUAUCGACGGGUAUCAGGGAGCCGAUUGCAGCAAAAGCGUUUGCCCGGUGUUGUGUUCCUCGCACGGACAAUACGGCGGUGGUAUGUGCCACUGCGAAGAUGGCUGGAAGGGUGCCGAAUGCGAUAUACCAUUAGGUGACUGCCAAGUUCCUGAUUGCAAUCAACAUGGACAGUGCGUCCGAGGAUCCUGUGUCUGUAAUCCUGGCUGGAAAGGUGUCUUUUGCGAUGAACCGGACUGUGCCGAUCCAAACUGCAGCGGUCACGGAGCCUGUGUAUCCGGUAAAUGUUACUGCAAAGCCGGUUGGCAGGGCGAAAGAUGCAACCAGGUCGACCAGCAGGUAUACCAAUGUCUGCCUCGUUGCUCGGAUCACGGCACGUACGACCUGGAAUCCGCAACCUGUAUCUGCGAGGGACAUUGGACCGGGGUGGAUUGUUCACAGCCGAGUUGUGGCCUCAAUUGCGGACCUCAUGGAACCUGCGAACAGGGUCUCUGCAAAUGCAACGAUGAUUGGACUGGCAACAAGUGCGAUCAGAAACCGUGCGAUCCUCGAUGCGCUGAACAUGGCCAAUGCAAAAAUGGCACCUGUGUCUGCAGUCAAGGAUGGAACGGAAGACAUUGCACGCUGCCUGGAUGCGAGAACGGGUGCAGUCGACACGGGUUGUGCAAUCUACAAGAUGGCGAAUACAGCUGCAGGUGCUCGGAUGGCUGGGCGGGUAGAGAUUGCAGCAUACGUCUCGAAAUGGAGUGUAAUGACUUUAUUGACAACGAUCAGGAUGGCAUGAUGGACUGUUCUGACAGCGAGUGUUGCUCGCACGCAGCUUGCGCAGAGCAUAUCAUGUGCCUUACUAGUAAUAAUCCCGUGGACGUCCUUCUUCGAAAACAGCCGCCCAGCGUCACGGCGUCCUUUUACCAACGCGUGAAAUUCCUCGUUGAGGAGAACAGCGUACAAAGCUACGCUCAUAUGAACGAGUACACCGAAAGUACGUUCUGGAGUUCCUUUACACCGCGUCGAGUUGCGGUGAUGCGAGGCCAAGUUGUAACCGAACAAGGAAUUGGAAUAGUAGGCAUCAGAGUAUCCGUGGACAGAGACCCUCGAUUUGGAUUCACCUUGACCAGAGCUGAUGGAUGGUUCGACGUGUUGGUCAACGGUGGUGGUGCAGUGACGCUUCAGUUCCAACGUAGCCCCUUCAAACCCCUUACAAGGACGGUGUUCGUGCCAUGGAAUCAAAUAGUCGUUCUACCACCCGUAGUGAUGACCCUUAACGAGGAAGGCGAAUCCCAUAAAUCCAACCAACCCCCGAGCCCGGCUGUCGGCUUCCCAGGGAUAUCGAUGGGACUAUUUAGCGAGCAUGGUCCUUGCCUGGAGCACGAUCACGAGCUGCUGCGACCGAUCAUCGUCAGCACUUGGAUGCCUGAAAAAGUUGGCGGUCUUCCUGGCAAGAGUUUGGUGUUCGCCGAGAGUCAGAUCGUCCAGGAGAGCAUCGCCAUUCCCGGCUCGAAUCUACACUUGAUGUAUCAAAGCAGCCAAGCAGCUGGUUAUCUAUCGACGGUGAGAAUGCAACUGACCGGACCGUUCAUUCCGAAAUCGCUGACACACGUGCACGUCCACGUGGAGAUCGAGGGCUCCCUUCACACGAAAACCUACGAGGCGGACCCGAAUCUGACACACACGUUCGCCUGGAAUAAACGGAACGUUUACAAGCAGAAGGUGUACGGCGUGGCGCAGGCUAGAAUUUCAAUUGGUUAUCAGCAUUCCACUUGUCCGUCCGUGAUAUGGGAGACACAGACGGCCACUCUGCAGGGUUUCGAUGUGGACAUCUCUGACAUCGGUGGCUGGGGACUGGAUAUCCAUCAUCAUUACAACUUUCACGAGGGUAUCCUGCAAAAAGGCGACGGCACCACGUUGCAUUUCAAACAAUAUCCUCGAACGGUUAAAGUGGUCAUGGGUACUGGACUACAGAGGAACUUGGUCUGUCAGGAUUGCGAUGGUUUGGCCAAAGACGCUAGGUUGUUGACUCCGGUUGCUCUUACGAGUGGUCCGGACGGAAGCAUCUACGUUGGCGAUUUCAAUCUCGUUCGUAGAAUCACACCGGAAGGAAACGUAUAUACCGUCCUAACGUUGAGCGCGACUCAAGUAGCUUAUCAGUACUAUCUCUGCGUUUCACCGGCCGAUGGUCAUCUAUAUAUCAGCGAUCCCGAGAAACAUCAAAUAUUGAAGGCCUUAUCAUUGAAGAACGUUCAGCAUCCCAGCAUCAACAUCGAACCCGUGGUUGGAAGCGGAGAAAGGUGCAUUCCUGGCGAUGAAAGUCACUGUGGAGACGAAGGACCAGCCAUUCGCGCCAAACUAGCUCAUCCAAAAGGAAUCGCCAUUGCUGCUGACAAGACCAUGUACAUCGCCGAUGGAAGGAACAUCCGAGCGGUUGAUCCGAACGGUACCAUUCACACUCUGGUAGGCCACCAUGGACACCAUAAUCAUUGGUCACCGGCUCCGUGUGUGGGUGCCAUACCAGCUCAUCAGGCCCAACUGCAAUGGCCAACGGGAUUGACCCUGAGUCCUCUGGACGGAUCUCUGCACUUCAUCGACGACAGACUAGUGCUGAAGCUCACGAGCGAUCUGAAAGUCCGAGUGGUAGCCGGCACACCUCUUCACUGCACCAGCAACGGGAACAACGAUAACGAUCUGACGAAGGUGAACUCGUCGCUUACCACCAGUCCCAAAAAGUCUGACGAGGUUCUGGGCUCUGUGUUGGCUGUCAGCUUCAGUCCAACUGGCGAGCUAUACAUCGCGGAGAGCGAUUCACACCGUGUCAACUCGAUCAAGAUCGUGGACAGCUCUGGAAAAAUGUCUCACUUCGCUGGACAGCAACAGGAGAGACUGCGUGGGCAGUGCGAGUGCAACAACACGACUCCGAGCACAAAAGACCUGGAGAGCUGCGCAUGUACGGACGACACGAGCAGCACGGAGACUUUGUUGUCAUCGAAUGCGAAGUUCACUGCUAUAUCUGCUCUAGCGGUUUCGCCGGACGGUGUGUUGCAUGUGGCAGACCAAGGCAGCUUGCACAUCCUCGCUCUUCAGCCUUAUCUUCCGAACCACGACGAAAGCGGAGAAUUCCAUAUACCGUUCCCGCCUUCGAACGAGGUGUACGUGUUCAAUCGCUACGGUCAACACAUCUCUACGAAGGACCUGACGUCAGGGAAGACACGAUACUCCUUCCUAUAUAGCAAGAACACUAGCUUUGGAAAGUUAUCGACGGUCACAGACAGUGCUGGCAAUAAGAUUCAGUUCCUGAGGGAUUAUAGCAGCGUCGUCAGUUCCAUAGAAAACACGCAAGAUCAUAAGUCAGAGUUGAAGAUCUCCGCCGUUGGGUUCUUAGAGAAGCUGUCUGAACGAGGCAGGGCUGAAAUCGCGCUUGCUUACGAUGGCUCAACUGGCUUGCUUACCAGUCGAUCAGGGGGUGGCGAAACAUACAUUUAUAAUUAUGACGGCCUGGGUCGAGUGACCGAUGUCAUUCUACCUACCGGUGAAAAAUUGAAGUUAUCUUCCGAUCUGUCGGACGACGAAGGACUGUUGGUUAAGGUGUCAGCCCCGCUUCAAGCGUUAUCUAAGGGAGAUAAGCAGAGAACUGUGGAAUUCAAGAUGAAGAACGAGAGAUCUAAAAUACUAACAAUAACCGAUGGUAAUUUUUUUAUUAUUAGAUCCCAGAUAUAUAACAAACUUCACAGAUGUUUAACAGACUAUCUAUUUCCAGGCAUGAAGAUCAAGAAAGCGAUAGCUUUCACAAACAGCAGCUUAGAAGUCCUUCUUCCUGGCGGUGGUAGAGUCUUAAGCGCAGCUACCACGAAACAUCCUCUGCUAGAAGCCGCGUUGCCAGUGGAAGCCGAAAUGUUGCCCAUGUGGAGCUACCAAUUGAUGUCACUUGGAGAGUUGACCAACACGAUGAGCACCGCUUAUAACCUGGUCGGCGACGUCAGCCACUUCCAGCAAACUCUCAACAGAGAAAUCUGGGUGAACGACACUCGAGUGAUAGGUGUGGAAUUCGAGCAAGCGUUUAGACGCGAGACCUUUUAUGAUAAAUCAAGGAAUCCUCUUCUGACGGUCACCUUUGAUCCUGCUGGACUACCUUUGACCUGGCAGCCUCACGAGCAAGGCUACAAUCUCAGCAUCACCUAUGACAGGUUUAACCGGAUAGAGAGCUGGAAAUGGGGUGGAUCUGAUGAGUCCUAUGGCUACGAUCGACAUGGACAGUUAGCCGAGGUGACGAACAGUCAGGAUGGCACUAAAUAUUACACCUACAACGACUUCAAUAUCCUUUCCAACAUCACUCUUGCCAGCGGCAGACACUUUUCUCUGCAGUACGACGACGAUGGUGGGCUUCGUCACAUUAUUCUUCCAUCGGGAACAAAACACUCGUUCUCCUGUCAAGCUUCGUUAGGCUUCCUUCGAGUGACGUACACACCGCCCGGCAACAGUAGAGCGUACCUACAGCACUAUAGCCACGAUGGAAACCUGCUACAGACCGUGUUCCCUGGUGACGGUGCACGUAUUGUGUACAGAUACCAUUCUUCGGGACAGCUGGCUGAAGUCGUACACGGUGACGGGAAAAGCGAGAUCAGAUACACGGAGAGCGGUUUGCCCUCCGAAGUGAUACAUUCUGAACGAGACGUGGAAUACAAAUGGGACUAUCAGUACAGUGCUGGUCUGCUGGUCGAAGAACGAAUUGAUUUCGGGGCUAAAACUGGUCUAAGCAAUGCUAAGUUCACGUUCGAGUACGAUUCAAAUUUCAGACUGGUGAAUGUUCAAGGCAGAAUAGGUGGACAGACACUACCGCCACACACCAUGGCUUACAGUCCGCGGACAGGAAUGUUGGAGCAAAUAGGUCACUUCAAAGUGACCAAGCCACAAAUAAACGAAACCACCGUGUUCGAUGGCACAGCACUGUUCUCUAGAAUCACGGACGACAGGUUCCUCGAGACCCAAGUAACGUUAACGAUUCACCAACUGGAAGUGUUCAGGAUGGAGUUCACCCACGAUUCUCAAGGUCGAAUCAAUCAGACCAGAACGUACACCCGUAAUGUCGCCGUCAACACCUACACCAAUGUGAAGAACUAUACUUGGGAUUGUGACGGUCAAUUGACCGGUGUCGAGGCUCAAGAACCAUGGGGUUUCAAGUACGAUGCUAAUGGUAACAUGUUAUCGCUUACAUAUCGAGGAAACCCCAUACCCAUGGAGUACAACAACAUGGACAGGAUCGUCAAGUUUGGCGACGGUAGCUACAAGUACGAUAACAGAGGACAGGUUGUUCAAAAUGCUCGGGAAGAGAGGUACAGUUACAACACCAAAGGACUUCUGGUUAGAGCCACCAAACAAGGAAGAUUCGACGUGCGAUAUUAUUACGAUCAUCUCGAUCGUCUUGCAACCAGGAAGGACAACUAUGGAAACGUUACACAGUUCUUUUACAAUAAUCAAAAGCGGCCUCACGAAGUGAGCCAGAUAUACAGUCCGCGAGAUGGUAAACUGAUGUCAUUGGUGUACGAUGAUAGGGGACAUCUCAUUUACGCUCAAGUCUAUCGGCACAAAUAUUACAUCGCCACCGAUCAGUGUGGCACUCCAAUUAUGGUCUUCAGUCAAUACGGUGAGGGCAUCAGGGAGCUUAUGCGGUCGCCCUUCGGACAUAUCGUUUACGAUUCGAAUCCCUAUUUGUAUCUCCCUAUUGAUUUUUGCGGAGGACUCUUGGAUCAGGUAACGUCAUUGGUGCACAUGCCCUACGGUAAAAUCUACGAUCCGCUCAUAGGCCAGUGGAUGUCUCCUUUGUGGGAGAACGUACUGGACAGAGUGAACACUCCGACGCAUCUGAAUCUGUACAGAUUCAAUGGAAACGAUCCUAUCGAUGCUAGGCACACGGACCGAACGAAUCAUCCAACAGAUCACAUAUCAUGGCUGUCGCACCUGGGCUAUGACCUGAAGAGCCUCGCCCCGCAGUUGUUCCCCGACGAGCUUCCGGACAGUCUGGUUCCUCCCUCCCUCGCUCCAGAAACAUCGAUAUUCGGUAAAAAGAAGAGGACCAGAAAUCUCGGCGUUCAGUCCGGUUUCCUGGCGCACAUCGCGCAAAGGCAUUCGGGCGACGCCGUCAGUUUAUCGGCACCGCCUCGUUCGGCGCUGAAGAAGGACACCAGUGACCUGAUCCCUAGUCGUCUGGGCGCAGCCUCGGAUCCACCGUUCGGGAAAGGUAUCCUGGUGUCCAGAACCGCGGAUGGUCAGGCCGUGGUAUCCAGCGUACCCACCGCGAAUGCCAUCUACGGAGACGUGUUCACCUCUGUGUUCAACCGGUCGUACUUCCUUCCGUUCACGUUCGUGGUACACAGCGCCCAACAGGACGCGUUCUACUUCGUGAAGGAGGAGACCUGGAGGGCCAGCGAGGACCGCGGUCAAUUAAAGCGUCUCGGUGGCCAGGUGAACACCACGUUCCACGAGAGCGAGAACGGCAGCGGCAGCAGCUCGCUGAUCGACGUGAAGAUUCACGGUGCCAGCUACGUGGUGAACCUCCGUUACGGCACCACCGCCGAAAAAGAGAAACAAAGACUGCUACAUCACGCUAAGGCGACCGCCAUUCGCAAAGCGUGGCACAGAGAACGCGAAGCCUUGAAGGCUAACACUCCAACGGCCAUCGAGUGGAUGGUAGCCGAGCAGGACGAGAUACUGAAGUCGGGGUCCGCGUCGAAUUACGAGGGCGAGUACAUCCACGACGCUCAGCUUUAUCCGGAGCUGGCCGAGGAUCCGUACAACAUCAGGUUCGUGAAGAAGGUCGACCCGUCGAGCAAGAAACGACGCAGAAGGAGAGGCGUCCACACUUGUAAACUCUGGUGGCUGGACAAGAUCUGCUAGAUCCGGCGCGCGUCUGCAGCUAGCUUGUCCUCCUCUCCUGACAUGCCAGGAGAAUUGUCCAAAUCGAAGCAACAGGAAUUUUGAAAGGACGCGGAGCGUGGAAGAGGAGAAUGAUCCGGAAGAGACAGGAUCAGGCCGAGGCAUGGCCGUGGCGUCCGUAUACACGCGUAAUAAACGUACUGAACACUAUCAAAAACAAAAAAAAAGUUUUAUACCAAAGUCUAUUUGUGUAUUUCGAAGAUGCCAAAAACAUUUAACGUUAUAUCGAUUAUAUUGUACCGCGAUAGGGUGUAGUGUGUAAGAAUUUCGAAGGGAACCGUGCGACGUUUGGUAUAUUGCCUACGAGGAUGCUGUCCGCGAAAUCGUGACCACCGGUAAUCGAUUCGUGGAAGGAUACGUGGAACGUUCCGGGAAGCUUGUCUCUCGUCCCGUUAUCGAUCAGGAGGGUCCUUGAAGAGGUUCCUGAGAGUGGAUGAACUUUACCCGGACUAGGUUUACGCAGAGGUGGAUUUCGAGGGAAGAGACUGACACGCCGAACGGAACGCGAUCGUGAAGGUAUAAAAGUGAGACUACGAAGCGCCACCACAUCGAUCCAACGUAACACGCGACGGAGGAGCAACAGAGGUAGCAGGCCAUUCGUCGUUGAGGCGAAUCGAGUGAGAGAAACUAGUCAAUAUAUAGCUUUACAUUGACAUAUAAACAUUUUCCAAUAGGAUAAGGACAAAGGAAGGAAGAUGAUCGUCGAUGAUGUACCAUGCGAGGAACCGUGUGUGCCCACCAGUCUAUCCGCGCGAUAUGCUUUAGUCGUACUUCGAUAACGAGGACGAGGAGCCUAUAAAAAUUACUCUGAGAAUAGGUACGCUAAUUCGAAUCGCGAGAGGUGGAAGGAACACGCGCGUAUCUCAACAAUGAAUGGCCCUGUGACUGACACGAUGAACGGCGAGCGUCCAAAUUGUGGUAGGAUCAGGACUCCAAGAUGCCAGCAAGAGAAUCCGAAGAAGUAGGCUCGAUUUCCAGUGUCCCGACGCCUAUUCACGGAUUCCUGCAAUACGUUGGUGGUCAAAGAUCGAUGAAGGAGAAAAAGAAGUCGAAUGAUCGGCAUCCGGAAUAUUGUAGGACUGGGACUUCAGAGUCCCAGAAGACGUGGGCUGCUACGCGGAAGACUGAAGCUCGAUUUCCAGUGUCUGGCGCCUAUUUCUCACGGAUUCCUGCGGGGAAACGUGGAGCAGACGAUCAGGCGUGUUCUUCGAAUCGAUAUUCCGAAUUCAGGUCGAAGAAAGAGAGAGAGGCGUUACUAAGGUGUAUUAUAAAUGUGGUGCUUUCUCGCGCGAUGAAAAAUAAAAACAAGUCGGUGCAACAACGUUGAUUAACGGUGAGCGUGAAUAAUUAGAGGACAUCGGAACACACUGCAUAGAGCGUGGCUAAGUAUUUUUAACGAUGGAUGUGUCCUAACCAAAAAUUCCCCCUUUUUAGCGCUAGCGUCCAUUUCCUCGAGAAUUGAUGUCGCGUAUGCGUACGAAUUGUUGUUCGAAAGGGAAACGUUAUUGUCGUCGCGAGCGAGGGACGAAGCCGAUCAUGAUCGAGACAGGUCCCUCGAGCGACAGACGGUGACGGAUAAAACUAAAAAGUUGACGCGAUGAGCGAGUGAGAGAAGAGAGCGAGUGUGAGAGAGAAUGGAUAAGAAACUCCAUUAUCGGUAAUAAUACGUAUACACGAUAUUAUUGCAUAUUUGUGCUUGCUGGAUAUGAAUAACGGAACGUUAACUAUGUUUCUUCACCGAAUACUAAGUGUGUAUAUCUAAAUUUAAUGCUCGUCAGUACCGAUCGUUUUCGCUGUGUACUGAACGCCAUACCAUACAUCUACGUACGUAAGAAUAUUGUUUAGCACCGAUAUCUUUCACCUAACCACACACCUCUGCGGUAUUAUCCGUCUAAGUGGCACGACUUUGGAUCAGUGAGUUGUCAAUUACAGAAUAACUUAUUUAUUCGUCAAAGUUUGUUACAAUUUUAAAAGAAAAAGAAUGUAGGAAUGAUUCAAAUUUGAGGUACUGCUGAGGGAACUCAUUCAAGAUAUUAACUAUAGUUAUUAUUAAUAACUUACAAUACGCUAAAGUUUAAUAAUUGAUUCAGCAGGCAGUACUAUACUCACAUUUCUCGAAAUGAACUACAGUACUUUCCUCCAAUUUUUUCACCCAGAAAAUAUAACAUCUUAACUAAGUAAUCGGUACAUGAAUCUAGAUACGGAAAUUUUGAUUUACAAUUAACAAAGUAAAAUACUUGAAGAAAAUGUUAGAACGUGCCAGUUAGAGAGGCAAUACUGUACCUGUCCAUUACACGUCCCGUUUCUUUCAAACGAAACCACAGAUCCUUUCUAUCCACGAAAUCACAAUUUCUUUCACCUCAAUCGCCCCGACACGUUACGUUUUUCCUCGUUUUUUCAAAUGUUUGUAUACUCGCCAUUGAAUAUUUUGCGACGGCUUUAGAAAACGGCGGCCGUUCACGGAUAGAUAGUCGCACAACGACAUUACUGUCUGGAUAGAUGAGAAAACGAGAAAAAUUAAAAAAGAAUUAUCUUAUUACACUGUGUGUAUAAAAGAAUAAAAAAUUAUAUAUAUAGAAAGAGAGGAUAAGAGAGAGAGAGAGAGAAAUUAUAUAGGAAAGCUUCGUAACGUAUUUUUGACUCGAGCGAGUGUUUAGAGCAACGUAAAACACCGAUCCUUAAAAGUGGUCCAAACGAGGUUAAAAAUGGUGUUUUUUUUUUUUAAAUGCACACGAACAAUUUAAAUCGCGAUUCUUUCUUCGAAAAACGAGAGCGUCCGUUCUUUCGCGUUUCCUUCCGAUUUAUGCUGCCAAUGUUGUUCGAAUUUCCGCGAAAGGACGAGACGUUCGUAGGACGAAAAGGACCUCGAGAUCGUUGGUGAACGAACCACAGCUCUUAGACACGUGGACAUCUGAACCAGACCUUUCCAAAAAACGAUUUCCAGAGUCAAACGAUAUCCUUUCUUUUUCCAUGGUGCUGGUUGACAUGGCGUUGAUCACUUCUGACACAUUGUAUAAAUCUUUCGAAGUUUAUUGUAUGAAAUUCAACUGUGAAAAUACGAUAAUUUAAUGCAACAUUUAGACGAACAUGGCGUUAGCAUAACAUGUUUCGAUUAAGGGGUAACAAUUCGUGUUAUUGGAGCGAUUACAACUGUUGAAAGUUUUCUGAAUAAAUCGGCCAUUUCAUUUGCAACAA
This is a messenger RNA of Megachile rotundata (alfalfa leafcutting bee), 11650 nucleotides long. RefSeq names its product Teneurin-a transmembrane protein (gene Ten-a). Gene Ontology annotation, biological process: motor neuron axon guidance. The record is from RefSeq and is a predicted model, not a curated record. NCBI's taxonomy places the organism in Eukaryota, Metazoa, Arthropoda, Insecta, Hymenoptera, Megachilidae.